AUGAAGGCUGUAGUCAUUACGUCCCCCGGCAGUCCGAAAGUGCUGCAGGUGCAAGAGGUAGAUGAACCUCAACUUCAAGACGGUGAAGUUUUGAUAAAGAUCGAGGCCACAGCCAUCAACAUGGUCGAUACAUUUCAGCGCAAAGGUCUCAACCGUCUUCGGAUUGGCGCCAGUCCCUAUCUUGGCCUUGAAUGUUCUGGAACGAUCGAAGCCGUUGGGACCAAUGUUUCGAGGUGGAAAAUCGGCGAUCAGGUAUGCGCUCUUCUUAGCGGAGGAGGUUAUGCUGAGAAAGUGACUGUACCAUCCGUUCAACUUCUUCCAGUUCCACCUAAUAUUUCACUUAAAGAUGCUGCUUUCUUCCCUAAGGCUGCCUAUACUGUCUGGUCUACUGUCUUCAUGAUCAGUAAACUAUCACCUGGUCAAUCAUUCCUGGUCCAUGGUGGUUCAACUGGAAUUGGUACAUUUGCCAUCCAAAUAGCUAAGUACUAUGGAAUCAAGGUCUUUACAACUGCAGUUAGUGAGGAAGAACUAGCUUUCUGCAAGGAUAUUGGAGCUGAUGUAUGUAUCAACUGCAAGACCGAAGAUUUUGUUGUUCGGGUGAACGAAGAAACACAAGGGAAAGGUGUUGAUGUUAUACUUGAUAGCAUUGGAGAAGGCUACUAUAAGCCUAACCUUGAAAGUCUAAAUGUCAGUGGAAGACUCUUUCUAAGUGUCGGUGGAAAAUUCCUUAUGUUUGGCUAUAUAGGAGACACACGGCCAAAAACGAACCUAGUCACUUUGUUAACAAAGCACGUCACAAUCCAAUUGAUUGAUUUGCAUGGUAAAAGUAUAGAAAACAAAGGUGAAAUAGUGAGGGAAGUGGAGAAAAACGUUUGGCCGGCAAUUGAUUGUGGGAAGGUGAAGCCAGUGGUCUACAAGUCCUUCCCACUAUCUGAGGCUUCUGAGGCUCAUAGUCUCAUGGAAAGCAGCAAACACAUGGGUAAAAUUCUCCUUUUUCCUUGAUCCCAAUGUUAAUUAAAAACUUAGAACUUGGCUUAUCUACAACUAAAUAAUCGUCUUUGGCUUUCAUUUCUUCC
This is a messenger RNA of Impatiens glandulifera, 1076 nucleotides long. RefSeq names its product quinone oxidoreductase PIG3-like. Gene Ontology annotation, molecular function: oxidoreductase activity. The transcript is spliced from 3 exons. NCBI's taxonomy places the organism in Eukaryota, Viridiplantae, Streptophyta, Magnoliopsida, Ericales, Balsaminaceae. The record is from RefSeq and is a predicted model, not a curated record. The coding region runs from base 1 to 1002 and encodes 333 amino acids.